Molecule: messenger RNA, 663 nt
Organism: Jatropha curcas
Lineage: Eukaryota; Viridiplantae; Streptophyta; Magnoliopsida; Malpighiales; Euphorbiaceae
Source: RefSeq, a predicted model, not a curated record
AUGGCUGCUUUGAUUCAUGAAGAUGAAGUUGUUACCGCAAUCUCUCCGGAAAAGAUGUUUAAGGUCUUCGUUCUCGAGGAUUCUGUAAUUAUCCCUAAAAUUAUUCCUGUCAUUAAGAGUAUUGAGAUUAUUGAAGGAAACGGAGGUCCUGGAACUAUUAAGAAGACUACCGAAGACUAACUUGUUAAGUAUGUGAAAAUAGAAAUUGAUGCAAUAGAUAAGAAUAUUUUCAUAUAUAACUAUAAUACUAACAUUUGAAGGCGCACUAAUGGAGCAAAUACAAUAGAAAAAGUCUCUUAAUGAAAUAAACUAGUAUCUAGCAAAUAGGGCAAAUACUAUGCAAAAAGGCGACGUCUAAGCAAGAGCAUAGGCAAAUACUAUGCAAAAGGCGACGCUAAGAUUGAUGAAGAAGUAAUCAAGGCUGGGGAACAACAAAUAUUAGCAAUGUUCAAAGUUAUUGAAACGUACCUCUUGGCAAAUCCUAAUGCCUAUUAAUUUAAUUAUGUUCCCAUUUUAAUGGGCUCAAUUAAUAAAACCUAUCGUGUGAUAUUUUUAUUUCUUUUUGUUCUCUUUGGACCAAAACUACAUAUAGUUUUUUGGUCUGUCUCAAAAUAACAGUUGAAAAUUCUGUUGAAUGUGGGCAGGAAUGCACCAUGUCGUCGA